Molecule: messenger RNA, 4591 nt
Organism: Drosophila obscura
Lineage: Eukaryota; Metazoa; Arthropoda; Insecta; Diptera; Drosophilidae
Gene: L
Product: zinc finger protein 423 homolog
Biological process (GO): regulation of transcription by RNA polymerase II
Cellular component (GO): nucleus
Molecular function (GO): DNA-binding transcription factor activity, RNA polymerase II-specific; RNA polymerase II transcription regulatory region sequence-specific DNA binding
Source: RefSeq, a predicted model, not a curated record
CCAAGUGCCGUGGAAUUAAGUGAAAUUUAAUUAGUGAAAUUUGAUAAUUGAUUUGGAUAAUUUAUUGAGACUAUGCCAUGAUAUGAUGGCCCUAAAAAUGCUUUAUCGCGGCCCCAGCUCGCGUUUGGAGAAUCUCAUUGAGAAGAUCCAGGCCACCAAGGAGAUCACAAAUAACGACAUGUACAGUACCCACACCUCGUCCAGCUACUCGCCGAGCAUCUCCGAUGGGACCAUGACACCCAACGCCCAUCAUCUGGCCACUGCCUCGACGAAUGCCCUGCAGGAGGAGCUCCAUCCGGGUGACGGCAAGUCGAACGGUGUCCCAGGAGAGGAGUCUGCGAAGCCAAAGCGACAGCCGCACUUCCACCACCACCACCAUCACUACCAUCACCAGCAGGCCCUGAAGAUUGCCAACAAGCUGCGCAAAAUCAAUAAGGAGGCCAAAAUGGCAGCUGCAGGAGCAGCAGGAGCUGGAUCCGGAUCCGGCGCUGCUGGCGGAGCAGCCGCAAAGUUUGAUAAGUUGACAGGCGAAGGCAUUAAGAGUCGCGGCGACGGCUCCUAUCAGUGCCAGUUCUGUGAUAAGACGUUUCCGCGUCUCGGCUACUUGAAGCAUCACGUGCAGAGCCAUGCCGAGCAUCUGCCCUUCAAGUGCGAGUACUGCGCCAAGCUGUUCAAGCACAAACGCUCCCGGGAUCGCCAUAAGAAGCUGCACACCAACGAGCGCAACUACAAGUGUCCGCACUGCGAGGCGGCCUUCUCCCGAAGCGAUCACCUGAAGAUCCACAUGAAGACGCAUGACAUCCAGAAGCCGUUCCAGUGCAGCAUGUGCAACAGGGGCUACAACACGGCCGCGGCCCUCACCUCGCACAUGCAGAAGCACAAGAAGAACGCCGCCAUACUGGCAGCCGGCGGCAAUCCCAAUGCCCUCAACUACAGUCCCCGGUCCACGGGCUCCGCCUCGGCGUCGGUGUCCAGCAAUGGGAGCCUGCACAAGCGGCGCUAUGCCCUGGCCCUGGCCACCGACAGCAGUUCCAGUCGCCUGGACUUUCCCAAGAGAUCGCGCAGCAGCCAUGUGGCCGGCACGCCAACACCCACCCCGCUGCUGCGAUGCAGCUACUGCCCCAAGGCGACGGAGUUCAGCAGCUUGGAGCAGCUGAAUGCCCAUCUCCAGAAUGUCCACGAGCAGCAGCAGCAGCAGCAACAGCCACAGCAGCAGUCACAGCAGCAGCAGCAGCAAUCGGCGAAGACUCCCGUCCAGGAGGGGGAGGGCUUCCAGCUGAGCUGCGAGUACUGCACCAUGAAGUUUGGAAACAUUGCCGGACUCUUCCAGCACAUGCGCGCCACCCAUCUGGAUCGCCUGAGCAGCCCCAACUCCUACUACGAGCACUUCAACCGGCUGGCCACCGCAGGAACAUUUAGUCCACGGCUGGCGCUGGAUCUGCCCAAGAUAAAGCCGGAUCUGGGCAGUCCCGAGCCGCGGGAGAGCCGACCCUCCGAGGACGACCUGCCCACGGAUCUGAGCAGCAACAAGCGUCGACCGCAGACACCAGCCAACGCAGCGCCCAAUCCUCCGCCGCAGGCAGCGGCACCCCCCGGCAUCUUCUUCUGCAACCAGUGCAACGCGGGACUACCCGACUUCGAGAGCUUCCGCAAUCACCUGAAGAGCCACAUUGCCGAGGGAAUGCAGCUGAUCUGCCCCCACUGUGGGCUGAGUCUGCCGGAGCAGUCGGACUUUGAGCGUCACGUGGUGGGACACUUCCUGAUCGCCAACUCCGAGUUCAACUGCAGCGCCAGCUGCGGCAAGAGCUUCGGCAAGGCGGAGGAGCUGCAGCAGCACCUCAUCACCGAGCACGUGCUCACCCUGCUGAAGUGCGGCCUCUGCUCGGAGAUGUGCGAGACGCGGAUGGCCAUGCAGCUGCAUCUGGCCUGCGCCCACAGCCACGAGACGAAGCUGCUGCGCUGCAGCGCCUGCAUGGAGGUCUUCCGCUCCGAUGGCGACUUCCAUGUGCACGUAAAGACGCGCCAUCAGCUGGGCAACCAUCACCAGCACCAGCAGCACCACCAACAGCACCACCCGAUGGGCGGCAACGGCGGCAGUCCGGCCAACCCGCUGCAGUGCAUGUUCUGCCGGGCCGUGUGCUCCUCCGAGCUGGAGAUGCACUUCCAUCUGGCGGCGCAUGCGCGACAGUUUCGCUGUCCCUCCUGUCCGGAGACCUUCCACGUGGAGUUCCUGCUGGACAGGCACAUGCAGAGCCAGCACGGCGGCGGCAAGGACAAGGAGCAGCCGCCCCAAAGCUCCCCCAACAUGGGCAGUCUCUAUGUGAACGCCCUGCUGCCGCCCCUGGCCGCAGCUGCCGCUGCCGCAGCCGCCACCAACAACAACAGCAGCAUCAUCGACUACAACGUGGCCUUCAAGGGUCUGUUCGGUGGGGGAGCGACCGGAGGCAGUGCACCCACGGGCCCCGCGGCGGCCAGCAAGUUCUACAGCCCCUUGCAGGUGGACACGAAUGCCCUGAAGGCACAGACCUCGCCCCAUCCCGCCCUGAUGUACGGCCUCAGCCAGCGCUACCUGAUGGAGAUGUACGCCGCCAAGUCCACGUCUCCGGCCAACAGCACCGCCAACGAAUCAGCAGCAGCAGCAGCAGCAGCCGGAGGAGGAGGAGUAGGAGUAGGAGUAGGAAUUGGAGGAGCCUCCUCCAUCAAUGGCCCGCCAGCAGCACAGGCGCCGCCGCCAAGCGCACCCGCUGCCACCUUCAGCUGUGGGAUGUGCGAGCGCCAGGAUCUGCGCAGCGAGGCGGAACUCCACUCGCACCGGAAGCUGGCCCACAACCUGAAGACUGGCGUGAGCCUGCGCUGCGCCUACUGUGCGGGCAACUUCAAGUCGCGGGCGGAGCUGGAGCAGCACAUGAAGAGCUGCCACAACUCGACGGGCAAGCACAAGUGCCUCAUCUGCGACGAGAUCUUCCCCUCGCCGGCCAUCCUGGCGGAGCACAAGCUGCAGCACUCGAAGGUGGGCCAGUCGGGCAAGUGCGCCCACUGCAGCCACCCGUUGGAGGAUGUGGCCGCCUUCCGGGCCCAUCUCAGCGAGCAUGGCAGCGAUGGCGCCUCCCUGCCCCUGGCCUGCAUUUGCUGUCGCCAGACGCUCCACUCGGAGUUCGAGCUGAGCCUGCACGCCAAGUUCCACACCAAGUCCUCGUCCAGUGGCGGCAGUCUCCAGGAGCCGGUUUGCGCCCUCUGCCUGGAGCCGCUGCCAGGGGCAGUGGAGGGUCCCACCACGCCGGCCAAGCUGUGCGAGAAGUGCUGCCGCAAGCACAACCUCAACGGCAAGCGGAGCAAGGCCAGCGAGGGCCCCGCGAUCCAGGCCCAGCCGGCUGCCUACCUGGAGAACCGCUGCAAUCUGUGCAAGAUGAUCCUGCCGCACGCCCAGAAGCUGCAGGAGCACCUGGUGGAGCACACCUUCGCCGGCACCGAGCAGCGCGGCUUCAAUUGCUACAUCUGCUCGGCCGUCUUCACGGCCCCCGGCGGCCUCCUUGGCCACAUGGCCGAGCACGGGGCCCACUCGCGUCCCUACGACUGCAACAUCUGCCCCGAGAAGUUCUACUUCCGCGCCGAGCUGGAGCACCACCAGCGCGCCCACGAGCUGAGGCCAACGGUUCGUCCAGCGCUGGCCAAGCCAGAGCCACCGAUGCGACGCAGUGCUUCGCCCAGUCCGAGUCCAGUGCGAAGUCCCACGACCGUCAAGCAGGAGCUGUACGACACGGAUACGGGCCACUCCGGCGGCUGUGAUGAUGAGCCAGAGCCCGCCCAGGACGAGGAGGAGUACAUAGAGGUGGAGCGGAUGCCGCACGAGACGCGGCCAAGGGAUGUCAUGUCACAGCUGGAAAGGGCCACAAACAGCGCCUGAGGAAGUGGCGAAUGAGAGAAUGGGAAAAGUAUCCAGGACACUCGUCGGAGGAGGAGGGAAAGAGCCCAAAGAAUAUUUCUCCCCAGACUGUUUGAUGAUCCCGACGAUCCUUUGCUAUCCUUGGGGCUCGCACAAGUAUUGCCAGCGUAUUUCGCCCUCUUUAAAUCUUAGAUCUUGCCACUUGAAAUCACACAGUAAAUGGAACAGUUUAGCAUUAAUCAGAUACAUAUAUCCGAUAGGCCGAUAUGCCGAUAUGCAUACUCCCCAUAGGUCUAAUGUGUCUCACUCGUAGAUAACAUAAACCAUAAAAUAUUACACAUACGCCUAGUUAACUCGUAGACAUUCUCGACAUAAACCUUUGUGUGUGAUAGUUUUCUUCAAAGAUUCCAAUGCGUUUAUUUACAUGCCCCAAAACUGCAUAUUUAUGGCGAGCGAAUUAGCGAUUAGCGUUACGAAUUCGACUUUUAUUUCGAUUUUUGUAUGUUAUUAUAUAGUGGGCAUUGCCUGCGUAUUUCAGUAUUUAUAUCCAACAAUAAUAAUUAAAAAUGUAACUACAAUUUAUAACACACACACACACACACAUGAGUAUAUUAUAUAGUUAUGUACGGAUAUAUAUACUAUGUCUUAAAUAAGCACCAAAAACAUUUUUAAUGUGUAGCAUAAAAAGAACUAAAGAAACUAAAAAAA